This is a messenger RNA of Rasamsonia emersonii CBS 393.64, 1002 nucleotides long. RefSeq names its product CORD and CS domain protein. Lineage: Eukaryota; Fungi; Ascomycota; Eurotiomycetes; Eurotiales; Trichocomaceae. Bases 1 to 1002 code for a protein of 333 amino acids. The transcript is spliced from 4 exons. The record is from RefSeq and is a predicted model, not a curated record.
AUGGCGGCCAAGUGCGUUCACAAGGGCUGUGGAAAGAUCUUCACCGAUCCGGACGAGGAGUGCAUCUACCACCCGGGCCCGCCAAUCUUCCAUGAGGGGCAGAAGGGCUGGAAAUGCUGCAAGCCGCGCGUGCUGACCUUUGACGAAUUCCUCAAAAUCCCGCCCUGCACCACGGGGAAGCACUCGACCGUCGAUGACACGCCGCAAGAAGAACCCAAGGGGGCCGAUGCUGCAGCUGCAGCGCCCCCUGUGGAAGAACCUCCCGCGCCCAAAGUGACGCCAGUUGCUACGUCCGCUGCCGGCAACGCACCGCAGCCUCCUGCGGCACCCGCCGUCUCCGCUCCAGCCAGCACGCCGGCUCCCGCGCCGCCAGAGGAGCCAGACUCGGACGACCCUGACCUCGAGAUCCCCGCGAACGCGACCUGCAAACGGCGCGGAUGCAAAGCUGUCUACGAUCCGAAUAUCUCGCGAGACGACGAGAAGUGCCAGCACCACCCGGGACAGCCCAUCUUCCACGAGGGCAGCAAAGGAUGGUCCUGCUGCAAGCGCCGGGUGCUGGAGUUUGAGGAGUUUAUGAAGAUCCCCGGCUGCAAGGAGAAGACACGGCAUCUGUUUGUGGGGAAGAAGAAGCCGGAGGGGGAGGAGAUACUGGAAGAUGUCCGGAGCGACUUCUACCAAACCGCAACCACGAUCAACGCCUCCCUCUACCUGAAGAAGAUCGACAAGGAAAAGGCCAAGGUCACCUUCACCGCGAAGACGGUCGAGUUCGACCUCCCCACGACGGACAACAAGCGGUUCACCAAGACGUACAACCUGUACGCGCCGAUCGACCCGGAGAACUCGCAGUACUUCGUGCUGGGCUCGAAGCUGGAGCUGAAGCUGGUCAAGGCGGACGGCACGAGCUGGCCGGUGCUGCGGAGUGACGACAAAUGGACGGGAGAGCGGAUUCAGGAGUUUUUCGUCUGGUUUGGUUUCGAGGAAUCUCAUACUCUCAUACCCUAG